Tripterygium wilfordii is the source of this 1615-nucleotide messenger RNA. RefSeq names its product probable sarcosine oxidase. Gene Ontology annotation, molecular function: sarcosine oxidase activity; flavin adenine dinucleotide binding. The transcript has a single exon. Lineage: Eukaryota; Viridiplantae; Streptophyta; Magnoliopsida; Celastrales; Celastraceae. The record is from RefSeq and is a predicted model, not a curated record. Bases 165 to 1406 code for a protein of 413 amino acids.
AAGACACUAAAGCUGACAAAUGAGUGAGAAAGAGCACUAACUAGGGCAGUUUCUGAAAUAUUUAACAAAAUUUAUGUCUAUUUCCAUGAAUCCAACUUAUAUUAUGCUUAACUCGCUCUUCUCUUCUGCUCAGAUCCAAACUGUCCACUAAGAUAGUGAGAGAGAUGGAGAAAGAAUAUUCCGGUGACAAAUUCGACGUGAUUGUGGUGGGGGCAGGCGUCAUGGGAAGCUCCGCUGCCUAUCAACUAUCCAAGAGAGGUCAAGCAACUCUCCUUUUAGAGCAAUUCGACUUCUUGCACCACCGUGGAUCCUCUCACGGCGAGUCACGCACCAUACGCGCCACCUACCCCGAAGACUAUUAUUACAACAUGGUCAUGAAGUCCGCUAAGCUCUGGGAAGAGGCCCAAUCCGAGAUCGGCUACAGGGUCUACUUUAACGCCCAACACUUUGAUAUGGGCCCAGCCCAAGACCUUAGUCUCCGGGCGGUCAUUGCUAGCUGUGAAAAUCACUCCAUUCCACACCAGGUCCUCGACCGCCGCCAAGUAGCCGAUAAGUUUUCGGGCCUGAUCGACAUACCCGAGAACUGGCUAGGCCUUUCUACGGAGCUUGGAGGUGUAAUUAAUCCCACAAAGGCAGUCUCCAUGUUCCAGUCGCUGGCACGCAAAAACGGAGCCGUUCUGAGGGAUAACGUCGAGGUAGAGAAAAUAGUCAAGGACGAAGAAAGAGGCGGAAUCUGGGUUGUGACGGCCAAUGGAGGACCUUUUUGGGGACGGAAAUGUGUCUUAACCGCCGGUGCUUGGACGACGAAGUUAGUUAAAACGGUUACUGGGCUUGAACUGCCGAUUCAGCCCUUGGAGACUACUGUAUGCUACUGGAGGAUCAAGGAAGGGCAUGAAGGUAGAUUCGCAAUCGGCGGCGACUUUCCCACCUUUGCGAGCUACAGCGAGCCGUAUAUAUACGGAACGCCGUCGUUGGAGUACCCAGGGCUGAUCAAGAUCGCGGUGCAUGGUGGGUAUGCAUGUGACCCGGAUAAGAGGCCGUGGGGGCCUGGUGUUUCAUUGGACUCACUGAAGGAGUGGAUCGAGGGGAGGUUCAUGGGCCUGGUGGAUUCCAAUGGGCCGGUUGCUACUCAGUUGUGCAUGUAUUCGAUGAGCCCAGAUGAGGAUUUCGUGAUUGAUUUUGUGGGUGGGGAGUUUGGAGAGGAUGUGGUGAUCGGAGGUGGGUUUUCUGGUCAUGGAUUCAAGAUGGCUCCCGUAGUAGGAAGGAUAUUGGCUGACCUGGUGAUGUUUGGGAAGGGCGAAGGAGUGGAGCUAAAGCAUUUUAGGUUAGGAAGGUUUAAGGAGAAUCCUAAGGGGAAUGUCAAAGUGUUCGAAGUGCAAGUCAGAUUUUCUCCACAUUCCCAGUAACUUUGAACCUGGCAAGUUCAUGUAAAUUACAUAUAUUACUACGUUUGUGGCUACCGAUAUCUCUCAUCUCACCUUUCUACUAGGUAACAAGGAAUUUGUGUUUGGUGAGUUUGCUAAGCUGACAUAAAAAUCAAUAGAUGAAGUCCACUGCAAGUCAUGCAGGUGACUCUGUAAUUCACCAAAGUUCAAAUGUUUCAACUUUCAACCAA